This is a messenger RNA of Anisakis simplex (herring worm), 1869 nucleotides long. NCBI's taxonomy places the organism in Eukaryota, Metazoa, Nematoda, Chromadorea, Rhabditida, Anisakidae. The record is from the annotation of a GenBank genome assembly.
AUGGAUUUUUACGGGUCUUCUCCAUCAGCACUGAGUCUCACUUGUAAUGAACUGCGUGAUAAAAUUGUGAAUGGAGCAUGGCCGGGUGAUUCAAUCGAUUUUGCGUUGAUUAUUGUUGAAAGACUAUUUAACAAUCCUCAGAUUGAUUUGCUCUCUGUAUUACCAAGUUCGAGUUAUGAUCUCAGUGGAAUUGAAUAUGAUCAAAUAAUUGAUUUGAUCGGUACCUCUUCAUCUGCUUUCAAGGCAUUAAUAGAAUCUGAUGGCGAUCAGAAUUUUGAUUUCUUCAUUGGUUCGUUUUGUGCACAUUUGGAACGUUCAACAUGUGAUUUGCCUGUUCAUCUCGUUGAAAACAGUGUUUACAUGUAUUUAUUAGCCGAUUAUGUUUGCUUCAUGAUGCCAAUUGAAACAACAGCAGGUUCGCGUGCGGACGUGUCGACGAAAAAUUUAAAGUCCAGUAACAUUUCCAUCUCUUCUCCAUUGAGAUUAUUCGAAGAGGACGCGUUGCAACGCUAUUCAUUAUCACCAGCAAGAAAUUCGUUAAAAACACUGCAUUCAUUCUCACAGUCGUUAUCGCCUCACUUUGUCUCAUUCAUAUGUACCGUCAUCAAAUCUUUAUGCUCAUUAUCUUCAUGGCCUUCCGAAUAUCGUCUGAGUGCUUUAAGAUAUGUGCUGAAACAAUAUCAUGUUUUUGUAUUGGCAUUAACUGACGAUGGUAUAUUGCUGCAAGUGAAAUCACAACUGUUGCACAAUCCUCCUUUUGUGGACCAACUGUAUGAUUUUCUUGAUUCAAUGCUCGCGAAAUGGCCUGACAAUGUCAAAUUUAUUGCAGUAUUCGAAGUUUGGAUGACUUGGAUCCGUCCGUGGCGUUACUCACAAGAAGGUGAUGACGACUGUAGUUCGCAACGUAUACAACUUUUCAUUGAAUCGAAUCGCCGUUUCUAUGUUCAGCUCACCGAUGCAUUCUUUCGACGCGUCGUCUAUCUUGACAAUCCAAGUUCUGUUUUAACACUUCGCAAUUAUCUGCUUGUUAUCCUCUCGGAACAGCUGCAAAAGACUUACAAAUGGUUGAGAUACGAUUUGGAAACACCAAUCGUGAAAUUGGGUGCUGUAGUGGCGAAAUGGGCGGAUUAUAUCCGCAGAUUGGUCGCAGAAGAACGUGAGUGUGUUGAAAAUGAAAGCUGGUUGGGUCACUUCGUUAGUUCAUCUGGAAAUGAAAAUCGUUAUCAGAAGUUGAGUGUAACGUUGAAUGAGCUGGAUGAAUUGACGAACUCAAUAGCAGAUGCAGCCUCGACAACUGUUUCGGCGUUGUUGAACGAAAAAGCUUGUGUACCACCGUAUAUUACAUCUGAAUCGCCUCGUCUAUCUUCAUCGCCCUGGAAUAAGCCCCUUCCUGACCACUAUGUUAAUCCCUCUACGAAACUCAUGCAUCUUACCAAUUUAGGAAGACAACAAGUUCGUCGUGGUACGCAUCGUUUUGAUUUGUCGCGUUGUUGCGAAUAUAUUCCUCCUUUAUUAGCACCACAACGAUCCGAUGAAGUGUGGUGGCUCGCAAAAUUAUUGUAUCGGUUAUCAUGCUUCUUGAAUCGAACCGCUGUUAUCAAAUAUCUUUCGAUGAAUUACAAUGAAUGUUCAUUGAUCGGGAUGCUCUCAAGAGCCGUACUCGAUCCUGAAUAUCCACGCGUGGUUGUACCAUCGUUCACCAAAACGACGUUCGCAAUGAAACCUGCCAUGAAUCUUCGUCGAUUUGCACAAUACAAAUACUUUUUGCCAGUAUGUAUAUUUGUGUUGCUUGCAUUUCUAAUGCCUUUUUAUGUUACGUUGCCUAUGUUGUUUGUGUUCGUAGUUCUGUCAUCAGUUUCACAGUUCUAA